Molecule: messenger RNA, 1077 nt
Organism: Phanerochaete carnosa HHB-10118-sp
Lineage: Eukaryota; Fungi; Basidiomycota; Agaricomycetes; Polyporales; Phanerochaetaceae
Exons: 1
Coding region: 7-1023 (338 amino acids)
Source: RefSeq, a predicted model, not a curated record
AGCGAUAUGGACUACUGUCCCCCCGAGCUGGUGCUCAACAUCGCAAGCUACGCUUGCGUCGACGGUGGAAAAACAGGGUGCUCGCUCUCGCUCGUUUCCCGCUACAUACGAGGUGCUACUGCUCGCGCCCGCUAUCAGUCAGUCGCGCUCUUUGACCCUGAUGGCCUUCUCUCGUUCGCAAACCUCGUCACAGAGCGCCAUGUUGAGGUUCCACCUCUUCAUCUUUUCGUCUCGCUCGAGGAUUUCAAUUUCAAGGAGCAAGAUGGCGGAGGAAGGGCCGAAAAUGCACUGGCGUUGGUCCUGUUGCAUGUCUCGCCGACUCUGCGAGCCCUCACUAUACACUGUAUUAACGCCAACACAGUGGCCUUAACUCUUGCUAAGCAGAGCAUCGCCUUCCUCGAGCUCACAGACCUCUCAAUUUCCGACUUCUUUCUGCCCAGCUCCAUCUCGAUCAUUAAAGGACGCUUCCCGUCUCUCCGUAGGCUUCACGUCUCCCACGACACAAUGAGGUUUAAGAGUGUCAAGUUCUUUGAAGCACUUGCGUCAACUCUGCCAACGAUCACGCACCUCAGGUUCGCUUGGUACGACCAGGACGGGGACUUCGCGGCGCUGCUAUGCGAGAUCUUGCGAGAUCCUGCAUCCGAGGAUAAUAAUCAAGAAACAGGACUACAAUACGUGUUCCCGCCAUGGUCAGACAUAGCUAUUGAAGCCCGGAAGGUCGCGGAGACGCUGGAAAAGCUGAAGGUCAUCAUUGUGCAACUCGCGAUGCUGACACCAGAUACGCUGGCUGCUCCAGGGGUCACUCAUGAAGCAAUGGAGACCAGCUUGGAGAACGUUGCCAGAGAGGACAGAAGUGGCCUUGGAAGAGGCCAAUUCAUCCUCUUACCGGCAUCACCGGAGGCGAGAAACUACUAUACGGUGCAGGAAGCGAAGAAGGACUGGCUGGAUCUAGUUGGCGGGGGAGAUGGUCCUUGGUCUCUUCCAGAGACCUCUGGAGAUGUUAGGAGCGCUCUGCAUAUUUGAUGUAGGAUGUAAACAUCGCACAAUCUGUAGAAAGUAAGAUAUUUGGGUGGUAGU